Messenger RNA from Durio zibethinus, 938 nucleotides. Lineage: Eukaryota; Viridiplantae; Streptophyta; Magnoliopsida; Malvales; Malvaceae. The record is from RefSeq and is a predicted model, not a curated record.
AUGAAAUCCCUGGCUCACGAGCCUCCACCUUUCUCCUUGUCCUGUUUGAUUGUUGGGGUUCUUAGCACCCUGCUUAUCAACAAAAAGGGUAAAACAUUUCAAAAAAAGAGGUUUAUUUCCUGUUUUCGAAGAUUCAGAUUGUUCUGUUCCUUCAAGCGGGAAAAAAAACACCAGUUUAGUCAGUCAUUGUUUUUCAAUCCAGUGUUGAGAUUCAAGAAUCAUAAGAUAAUCUUAAGGACCACACCCUCCGUCCAGCGGCGGAAACCGCUGCUGCGAAGCCGUUUCCCCUCUUCCUCCAGCGUCGAUGACUUCCGUAGCAGCACAAGGAGCAGCUCCAGGAACAGUGCCAAGUUCGGGGAGUUUUGUGGGGGGACGACAGCUGAGUGUGCGGCUAUUUGCUGCUGUUGCCCUUGUGGGAUAGCGAACCUUCUGGUUUUAGCAAUUUUCAAGGUUCCCGCAGGGCUAUGCCGCCGUGCUCUCCACCAUAAACGGCGGCGUAAUUUGCAGAAAAAAGGGUUGCUUCAGCGGGGUCAUUGUGAAUGUCAUGAUACCGACUUGCAUAUUCACCCUGUGGUUUGUCUGGAGGAUUUUUUCCUAGAUAAGGAGACUUCUGAAGAAGAUGAGAAAGCUGUGUUGGAACUGGAAAAAGAGAUGUGGCAAAGGUUUUAUGGCACUGGAUUUUGGAGAAGUCCUUCUCAGAGAGAAGGAGAGUCACCCAGAAUUAAACAACUGUAAAAAAAAAAAAAAAAAUCAAUGUUUGCUCCUUGUUACGUUUAAUCUGGGUGUAUAUACAUCAUUUUUAAUCAAAUAUUGUACUCCAUUUUUUGGGUUUUAAAUGGAGAAUGUUGUGGUGGUGAGAUUUUCUGAUUUCUGGGCAUUUAAAAAUGGCAAGAUUUUUAUGUCAUGAACCUGGAAAUCUUCAUUAAUUGAUGCCUUUA